Messenger RNA from Capronia epimyces CBS 606.96, 846 nucleotides. RefSeq lists its product as uncharacterized. The record is from RefSeq and is a predicted model, not a curated record. Lineage: Eukaryota; Fungi; Ascomycota; Eurotiomycetes; Chaetothyriales; Herpotrichiellaceae. The coding region runs from base 1 to 846 and encodes 281 amino acids. The transcript has a single exon.
AUGGCCGCAGCGCAAGAGAACACCCAAAAAGAAGGAGAUGAGCAGGAAAGCAUGGCCAAAGCAAUUGAGCUUUCCCGAAUUGUCGAGGAUUUGCCCCGCCUCAAUGAGACCUUCAGGCAGUCACAGUCUAUUUUCGUUAACUCCGUACGACGAAAAGUGUUUCGCCUCGACAACAUUGUUCUGAAGUUUGGGUCCGAUAUAAGCCCUUUUGAGGCGAAAUAUCUUCGCUUUAUUAGCGAGGUGACCAAUAUCCCGGUUCCGCGAGUAUAUCGCGAUUAUAUUCACGACAAUGGAACUAAAGUGAUUGCAAUGGAAUACAUUCCAGGUAGAAUCUUAUCCGCAAUUUGGCCGGAGCUAUGUGACAAGGAAAAGAUGAAACUUGUCGGACAAGUUCGGGAGAUUCUCGAUAAAAUACGGCAACACCGGAAUACUAUGAUCGGGGGCAUCUACGACACUCCUGCAGUAGAUGUCCGUAUGUUCAAGCUCGAGGGCGGACCGUUCUCAACCGAGGAGCAAUUCAAUGAAUUUCUACUAUCCGAUCUCAGUCCUGCAACUCCGGAAAUAUUUCGCUCGACCUUUAGGCGACUGAUGAAGACGAACCAUAAUAUCGUUCUUACUCAUUGUGAUAUCAGUCCACAAAAUAUUGUUGUCAAUAACGGUCAGAUUGUAGGUAUACUGGACUGGGAAAGUGCUGGAUGGUAUCCAGAGUACUGGGAAUAUGUAAAGUUCUUUAAUGCACCGGACCCCUCACUGGACUGGAUCAACUAUGCCGAACAUAUUUUCCCUGAAACCUACGAUCUUCAGUUCACGGUCGACGCUUUCCUCACGCGGUGCCUCGCUCACUGA